CCCAAAAAGAUGAAUUGAUUAAAAGCAACAACAAAAUUGCAGAACAGUUUUUCCAUAUUUUCCUGCGAAUUUUUCACUUAAAACUCUCAAAAGUGCUUGCAGGACGUGCAUUAACAGAAAUAAAAAAAAAACCGAACGAAUGUCUGCCUAAGUCGAGGGAAUUCAUCGAUCAUGUCGUCGUCGUCCGAGCUGAAGAAUCCAUCUGCGAAAUAUUUGCACCACCCGACGCCAAAUGGUGCCAAGACAAUUUUAAUUACGAACAAUUACACGCAAAAUGGCGGCGUUUCGACGACAUCGGGUUCGGGGAGCGGCAAAAACGGAUCUGCCACGAACAGUAUUACAAUUUUGACGACAGCUGCGGAUCGUGCGGACCCCGAAGCCAACACUGUGGUGCUAGAUCGCAUCAAUAUUUGCAUCAAUAAUCACUACGACAGUUCGGGAUCGCAGCCCGUCGUGAAUAUUAAAGCGGAAAAAAUUUCCGAAGACCCUUCGUCGUACGGGAUGAUGCCACCCGCUGCUGCAACAUCGAAAUUUAAGCAAGGCGAAGACGUUCUCGUGCAACAAAAGGACGGCAGAUUCUACUUGGGCACCGUUGUGCUGGCGACAGCGAAUCAGUGUUUGGUGCAAUUUGACGAUAACACGCAAAAAUGGGCGUCGCACAGUGACUUGAAGCGAUUUGGCACGAGCAAAGUGGAUGAUGACGGGCCCUUGUGUGUCGUGUGCAAGAAAAAGGAGGAGAAAAAAGACGUCGAGGUGUGCGAAAAGUGCGGCAGAGGGUACCAUCGGGACUGUACUCAGGGAAAUUUCGGCGCCAACGGGGUCUGGUACUGCAGAAGAUGUUCCUGCCAAAAUGGCAUCAAAAAUAAUCAAAAUAACGAAACUUGGGGCGCAGUAAAGACUUGCAAAAGUCAAUUAUCGUAUGAUCUCGAUUCUCUGCGAUGGGAUCCAUAUCAUCGUAAAAACAUGGAAAAUAUUUAUUGCUAUUGCGGCACGAGCGGCAAUUGGGUCGAACAAAUGUUGCAAUGUAGUCGAUGUCAGCAAUGGUUUCACGACAAAUGUCUACAAAAUUCAUCUUAUCCGCUUUUUUCGGGCGAUCGCUUUUAUAUAUUCGUGUGUUCAAUGUGUAAUCAUGGGAAAGAAUUCCUGCGACGACUCGAAAUGAAUUGGACCGAUUUGAUCCAUUUGUUGUUGUUUAACUUGACUUUUUACAAUCGGCCGAACAAAUAUUUUGACCUUCAGACGGUUUUGACGCCGUAUUUCAUGGAAUUACAUCGAAUUUUGCAGUUGCCGGAUUAUAUGAAUGGUUUGGCAGCAACAGCGAUCCAGCAAAAAUUUCUCAUUGUGCUGCAAUCGAACGAAAAUCGGUUCCGGCAAUCGUCGAUCGACGCCAAGGCAUGGGGAUUGUGUCAAAAUAAGCCGCCAGAUGCACCUUUUGUCAUCUUGCCGAACGACAAAAAGGCGAUUUCCGAGUCUUAUAUUUCCGCAAUUUGGGCCGACACGAAAUUGCCGCUGGGAUUUGUGGUGCGUGGCAUGGAAAAAUCGAGUUGCAGCAAGUCAGAGUGGUACAAGAGGAUACAGGGAAAGCAAUUUGUUGCAUCACUCGCUUCUAGUCGCUGUUUCAACGAGUUCCCUGAUGGCAGAUUCAAGGAUCACUUUGACGAAGACGACGAGAUUCCGGUGAAAUUUAUCAUCGAAAAAGAUAAAAUCGGCAAUUUUUCCGGUUGUAAAACUGUCGAGACACCAACGACAUCGAGCACGCCGCACGGAAGUCGUGCCAGCAGUGAAACGACAAAAAUCGCCACAGAUUCCAAUGAAAAUUCACGCGAUGCGUUCGACGAUACGAGUCGCGAUUCGUUAAUUGUGCCGCCAAAACCGCCACAAAAUACGCAAAAACGUCGAUUGCGUAAACGAUCUGCACCGAAUUUGACGGGGCCGCCAUUGAAGAAGCUCAAAACGGAGGAAAAAGCUCCGUCGCCCGAGGAUUCGAGCAACGAUGAUGACACGUCGAGUCGAAGCACGUUAGAUUUGAUUUUCCCGCCGCCAAAAGACUUUCAGGGAUCGAAUAAUCCCUUUAAUCCGGUUUAUGUUCCGCAACCGCCGAGUGUUUUGCCGCUCAGUAAGCACCGUGACACAGACAAAGAUUCGUUGGAAAACAAAAAAGGCUCCGGAAAACUGCGAAAAAUUAAGGGAGCAUCGAAGCCGCCACCGGAAAACAGCAAAAUACGAAUAGUCCGUACUAUUAGGAGACGUUUGAGUGCAAAAGAUAUCAUCAUUGGGCCGAAUCAGGAAGUCAAGUACAAGAAAAAGUCAAAACAUCGCAAUGAAGAUGUUGAAAUUAUCAGCACAACGACCAUCGGUUCAAAUGUCACAACGACAUUUUUGCCCACGAGAACUGAAUUCAAAGACUGGAAUGCAACGCCCAACACAAAACUCGCGCUGUUCAACUCUUCCGCGACAUCGUCAGCGACGCAACCAAGUACCUUGAAGCGCUCCGGUUCGUUCAAAGACAAAGAUCGUCACAGCACGGGUUCUUCUUCCGGAUAUAGUUCCAUUGCCGGUAGCAGUCAUACCGGUUACUCGAGUCUCCCGAACUCGCCAAAUGCCAAGGAAAAAGCGUCCCUCAUCGACACGUAUUUCGAGAACUCGCAUCGCCUCAAAAACGGAGAGAAAUUUGUGGUGCGAGGACGUCGCACGAAACCCGAUGGCUCGAAGCAGUAUUUGAUUGAAUGGAGCGGAAAGAACAAGUUGCAGUUAUUCUAGUUUCAUUCAUUUUUCCCUUUUUUCUCUCUUUUUCUCUCUAUUACAGGUUUGUUCACAAUUUUGUGAACUUUUUUUUUAAUAAUUUAAUUUUUACGUUAUUUUUUAUUUUUAUUCUUUAAUUUUUACUUAAACAGGUUAUUUAUUUUAUUUUUUAAAUAUAUUUUUUUUCUUUUUCUGUCACUUUUUUACUCCAACUCAGGGGCGUAGCAAGGCGAAAAAUUUUGGGGGGGGCAAACAGAACAAAUAAAAUUU
Molecule: messenger RNA, 3012 nt
Organism: Culicoides brevitarsis
Lineage: Eukaryota; Metazoa; Arthropoda; Insecta; Diptera; Ceratopogonidae
Gene: Pcl
Product: polycomb protein Pcl
Exons: 7
Coding region: 172-2760 (862 amino acids)
Source: RefSeq, a predicted model, not a curated record